GGAGGAGAGGUGCGCGCUGAGAGCCGGUGCCAUCCUUCGGCAGCGCCCCGAGGCCGCCCUGGCCGCCCGUGCGGCGGCGGCGAGCGGUGAGGCGGCGUUACCAUGUCAACGCAGAUAUUGCCAUGUGAUAUCCAGUAUUUUUGGCAAUGAAUAAAGGCUCUGUAAGAAAAGCUUCAGGUAGAAAACCACUGACAUCAGCUUCCCAGACGUCUCAUCCAAUGUCACCUGUCAGUUCUGGUGCCACAUCUCCACAUCUUAGCCAACAGACAACUCCAGCUGCUCACAAAAGCAUGGAGCAGAGGCCCCAACAACGGGAUAUUUCAGCAGAAAAUGUUGGAUCUGCUUGGAAGUUUCARAAAGGUGAAAAUGGUGUUAGCCCAGGAGUUAAGUACAUAACUGAACCCGUUAUAAAGAGUCUGUCAAAACAGCAAAAUUUGGCUUUUAUAACCUCACUGAAUCUUUCUUCCCCGAAGGAUGGGGACAAGAAAUUUAAGUACAUAGAAAAUUUGGAAAAGUGCUCUAAGCUAGAGGUACUAAAUCUUAGUAACAACCAAAUAGAGAAGAUUGAGAAGUUGGAUAAACUGCUGAAGCUGCGGGAGCUCAACUUAUCUGGCAACAAAAUCAGCAAAAUUGAAGGCAUAGAACAUCUGCAGAACCUACAAAAGCUGAACCUGGCAGGGAAUGAGAUUGAGCACAUUCCUGUGUGGGUUGGGAAGAAACUGAGAUCCCUGCGGAGUCUUAGUUUGAAAAGGAAUAAAGUGUCCUCACUCCAUGAUAUAGCUAAACUAAAGCCUCUGCAAGAUCUCACCUCUCUGUUCCUUGCUGAAAAUCCAGUUGCAAUUCUGCCUCACUACUACCUGUAYACCAUAUUCCACCUGAGAGCACUGGAAAACUUGGAUGGACAGCCAGUGACAAACCAUGACAGGCAAGAAGCUCUGGAAAGGUUUAAUUUAGAAGAGAUAGAAAAAUUAGAAAGGGAAUUGGAAAACGCAGCAAAGGAGAUGGAGAACCUUAAACUUAACCAGUCCAAAGUGCUUGAGCAACUUCAGCAUCAGGAUGAGCUCAACAAAUCACUAAUGGAAAAGGCUUUGCAGCAGAGACAAAGCUUUGAAGACCUACAAAGGGACCUGGGCACCAAAAAUGAACUGCUGAAGCAGAAGACAGUGGAGCUCACCCGGGCUUGCCAGAAGCAGUAUGAGCUGGAGCAGGAGCUGGCCUUUUACAAGAUCGAUGCAAAAUUUGAGCCCUUGAAUUAUUUUCCUUCAGAGGAGGUUGAACUUGAUAAUGUACCUGGUGAAAGCCCCUACAUUGGUAAGGCCAGGUACAAAAGAAAUAUGUUUAUAAGGGAAGGCUACAUCACUGACAAAGCUCAGCAGCUGCAGGUUGGAAAAAUUCAGCAGGAGGAUGUUGACUCCUGUAAGAAACCCGAGCAUCUCCAAACUCUAGAUCAAAUACUGCAGGAAAAGGAAGAGAAGAUCAAUUCAGCACAAAGAAGAUUAGAAGAACUGCARAGUGAAAUUGGAGAUGCAGAGCAACAAGUGUUGAAAGUAACAGGGGAACUGCAACAACUGGAGGAUGCUCUGGCUCAGAAAAAAAUAUCCCAGGCCAGCAAGGAAGCAAUUGAACAGCAAUUGAGUGAAAGGUUACAAAUCCUACAGGAGCUACGCAAGGAAACCUUGGAACUGGAAAAACAAAUAGAGAAACAGAAAAGAGAAAUGGGGAAAAAUCAGAAAGAGCUUGAAGACUUGCAGAGUUCUCUUGGUUGUGUAAAUCCUGAGGAUCCAAGACAUGCUCACAUGAAAGCUCAAAAAGCAAGUAAAGAGCAGCACCUUGAUAUAAUGAACAAACAUUGCCAGCAGCUGGAGAGUCGCCUGGAUGAGAUGCUCUCCAGGAUUGCAAAGGAAACUGAGGAAAUCAAGGACUUGGAGCAGCAGCUCACUGAUGGUCAAAUAGCAACAAAUGAAGCACUGAAAAGGGAUUUGGAAAGUAUAAUCACUGGAUUACAGGAAUACCUGCAAAGUGUGAAGUAUCAGGCAAAACAGGCCAAUGAGGAGUGURAGAAGUUACAGAAGGAAAAAGAAUCUUUGCUGGGAAGAUUGGCAGAUCUGGAGGAGGAAAAAAMCAACCUGGAAGUKGUUGCCAUGGAUGCAGAAAAUAUGAGAAAAGAAAUUGCAAUGCUGGAGAAUGCACUCCAGGAGCAAAGAGAAAUAAAUGAGUCCCUUCGAGAUGCCCAGGAGAAGGUCAGCACCUAUGAGGCUGAGCUGGAAGCCCAGUUAAGAGAGAGGGAUGCUGAAGCCAAGCAGCAAAAAGAAGAAUUUGAAAGACUGAAACAACUCAGCCAGAUGGAGCUGUCAGCCCUACAAGAUGAACUUGAAAAAGAGAGACAACUGUUAGAGAAUGCUCAGACCAAAGCACAACUGGCAGAGGAGAAGGAGCAACAAAAUUACAAGCUCCUUUUGCAGUUCAAACAACUGCAGGGAGACAAUAAUUUCCUAAAACAACAGCUUAAAGAUCUCCAGAAUCAGCUCAACCAUGCAGUUGGGAACUUAAUUCAUCCUGAGGAUGUCAUGGCAUGUAUAAAUGAAUUCAGGCAAAAGCUUCAGACAGGAGAUGGAGAGAUCAAGUGUCCAGAUUCAGCUGAUGUUUUAGGGAAAAGCUUUGCAAGUCUGCAGAAAGAAUUCAAUGACAUCCUUGCUGAUGCUCGGAGAGAAAAAGAGAAAGCAUGGGCUGGACAGAGCCAAUUGCAGGAAGCAAUGGCAUCCCAGCAGGAAAAACUGGAAGAGCUACAGGAGAAAUACAGACAGGUUAAAGCUGAAAACAGGCAAAAUAAGAACAAGGUCCAUCAGUUACAGAAUGAAAUUCARCAUUUGCAUGAAAAAAUAAAGAGCAUGGAAGAGAUUCAGGGCCUGGCUGACCAGCAGCUCCAGGAGGURGAUGAAGAAAAAGAGGCCAUUCUUGCCCAGCUGGAGAAUUUAGAGAAAAGGAAAAAAAUAGAAGAUGCCAGGGCACAAAUGCAMAUGGCGAGUCUGGGUAAGGAGCUGAAGCAGCUGCAGAGAGCAGUUGUCACCUCAGACAARCUGGCRACCACYGAGCUGUCCCUYGCUGCAAACCAGCUCAGGGCUCUGSAGGACACUGUGCUCACCAUCAACCAGGAGAGAGCUGAGGAGAUUGAGGAAGCCCAAGGGUUCUGUGAUGAGGCAGCUCGAGCUUCCCAAGCUCUKGCUAGAGCAGAAGCAGAAAUAGAAUUGCUACAACAACUCCUGAAGGAGAAGGAAGAGCAAGUUCUGCAUGAAAUGGAGAAAACUGGUGAAAAAGCUGUUGCAUCAAACACACAGAAGUUCGAAAUUAAUAAAUUAAAUGAGGCUAUGGAGCAACAAAAAGCAGAGAUUGACCGUUUGAAAUGGUUAUUGGAUCAUUUUGGGACAGGUAACAAAGAUGAAAUUGAGGCCUUACAAGAUGAMAUUGCAGCCCACAGAAAUGCAUUCUCACAGCAGAAUGAUCACACCACCAGCACAGAGCCACUGAAAAGAAAGGGAUACUGGUAUUAUGUGCCAUCAUCACAGGCUUCAACUCCUGCUUCCAACAGCACCAAGGACUCUGGAGUGUGUUUGAGGUGCUGUGGCACAUCCUCAGCCACGAGAGGGGGUGAUCAGGACAGGCCCUGUGAGAGGGAAGACUUGCCCAGCCAAGGAUAUUGGGUUUAUUCACCAGUCAGAAAUAGGCUGUACAAAUCAAAUUCUGGCAAAGAUAGAAGAGUAAAAGAAGAUGAUGCAGGGAAGGCAGGAUCUCCUGUUCCUGAAGCCUCUCCCUUUGCCCCACCCCCAGGCACAGUUAUUUACACAGCCCUUCCAGAUGGGGCCCCUGCACCUCAGGGAAUGGGGGUUUAUGCCCCUCCUCCUGCAGCAGCCACCACGAGUCCAGUUGCUCCUGGAUCCAUUUUCCAUGGGCCACCUCCUGUGGGAUCCCAGACUCUUUAUGGCCCUCUGCCUGCAAACSUCACGGUGCCACUCGUUCCCCUGGGAGUGCUCCACUGCAAUGUGCCUGAACAUCAGGAUCUGGAGAGUGAAAUCUCAAGGCUGGAAGACACUGUGUGCUAUUUAAAGUCUCAGAAGUAUAAAGAGAAAUGCUCAGAGGCAGCUGAGCACAAAUACAAAAAAGAGGUUGAAAGAUUGCAUGAAAAUAUUGAGGAACUUGAGCAUGAAAGAGAGGAGCUGGAACGUGAAGUGGCAGAGCUGCGCCGAGCAGCUCCGAAACGGAGCACACGCAGGGACUUUAUUGACGGCUACACCGACAGCCUCCUCKCAGAGCUGCAGCUGGAAAGGUCCCUGCAGCAGCAGGAAGAUGUUGCAGAGGAGAUUGAAUGUGCAGAGAAAACUCUGCUGAAACGCAGAGCAGAGCUCAGAGAGGCUGACAGGCUCCUCACAGAGGCUCAGGUGGAACUCGAGAGCACCCGGGGCAAGACUAAAGAGACUCUUGAGAAGUACAAUCGUGCCAAACACCGUUUGUCCUGCACUGAAAUGGAGGCAGAGGAGCUGGAGCAGAGAGCUCAGGAAACAGCAACAAAACUUGUGAAAACAGCUCAGCAGCUCAGGUUAUUACAGACAGAUACGAGGAGUUUGGAACAGCACAAGAGGGAGCAAGAAGGCAUUUUGAAGGAAAUCAACAAAAUGGUGGCUGCAAAAGACUCUGAGUUGCAGUCAUUAAACCAGAAGAUAGAAAUGCUCACUGACAGUCUUCAGAAGCUCCAAGGAGAUAUUCAACUUGCAGAAGGUAAUGAGGCCCAGCAUCUCGAAAUCAUCAGAGAAGCAGAAAACCUUGUUCAGGGCAGGAAAACUGAACUGGAAACACUGAAAGAUCAGAUUUCUGCUCAGCAGCAAGAGCUCUUGUUCCUGGAGCAACAGAUAAAUCAGAGAACAGAAGAGCUCCGUGGCCUUGAGGACUGCCUUUCCCAAAAGAAAGGUCACCUCCAAGAAGCUCUUCGAGAUGGAGAGACUGAAGCACAUGAAAAACUUUGCCAAAUAAGGGAAAUAAAAGUACUUCUGGGAGAGCUUAGUGUUGAGAAGAAAGACCUGGAUGCCCAGAUGAAUGAGAAAAAAGCACAGCUUUUGGUCCUAAAGAAGGAUAUUAGAAAAGAGGAGGAAAAUCUGCAAGGAAUACUUGGACAGGUCACCAAGCAUAAGAUGGAACUGAAACAUGUGCUGGAAAUGCUGGAGCUUGAAAAGAAUGAACUGGAAGGUUUGAAACUACAACAUGACCAGAAGGUCAAUGAGCUGGAAAAGACUCAGGUUGCAGUUGUGGAGGAGAAAUUAAAACUGGAGAAUAUUCAGAAGUUAUUUCAGUGUCAGCAAGGGGAAGUGGAUUGGCAGGAACAGCUCCUCCAGAAAAACCAUGAGGAAAAUGAACUCCUGGGCUCUGAAAUGAGAACUCUGCAAAGCAAAAUCGAGGCUCUGACCAAMGAGAAGGAGAAGCUGGAAGAAGAUUCCAGGAAUUUGGAGAAGAAGUUGUCACAAGCCAAAAGAGACUUAACUGCUGCUGAAGACAGCAGCAGAACUGCACUGUCCAACAAGGAAAAACUGGAAUUGAAUGCUAAGAACCUGCAGAGGGAGGUGGAGCUACUGAAAAAGCAGAAGAAAUCACUGAAUGCAGAGAUUGUUGCUGUCCAGGAGGAUCUUCAAGGGAAAAAAGAAGAACUGGAAACACUGAAAGGAGAACUGAAUGGCUCAAGGCAGCAGCUUCAACUGAUGAAACAGGAUUUGGAAAACAGCUCAAAACAGCAGGAGGAGCUGCUCAGAAAGCAGGCAGCCCUGAAGGAAGAGAUCCGAGARUGUGUAAGGAAACGAAAGGAAUGCCAGGAGAGGCACAAGAGGAGGGAGAACCAAUUGCAGCAGCUCCGGAAAAAGAUUGAAGAGAAGGAAACAGAACUCACCCAACAGGAAGUGGUUCUUCGUCGCCUCAAACAAAACUCAGAGCAUGAAGAAAAAAGACUGGAAGAAUGUACAGCUAAAGUGAAGGAUCAGAAAAUCCUGCUGGAAAAGGAGCUAACAGAUCAACACAAAAAACUGGAGCAGGCAAUAGCAAAAGUCAGGCUGGCUGAACAGAACCUUGGGAAGCUGGAAGAGAAGGAGUCCCAAUGUGCAGCUCUUGAAGAAACCAUCAGAAAAAGCAAACAUCAGCUUUCAGAAAAAGAAAUACAGUUGCUACAAAAAGAAAGAGAAAUAGAGUGUCUUCAGAAUGAACUGCAAGUCUCCAAGUCUGAGCUAAAGCAACUCCAAGGUCAGAUAGUAUCAGAGAGGAGAGAAGCAGAAAAACAAAUCUUGGAUCUGAGAGAAAAACAGAAAAUGCAAAGGAUGGAGCUUGAAAGCAAACUGCAGGAGCACAAGCAUGGAGAUGCCAAUUUGCAAAGUGACAGAGCCGUGACUGAGCACAGUAACUGCCCACAGGCCAAGCAGCUCGUGGAGGACCUGGGCCAGACCCAUCAGGACCCCCAGAGCCAGGUUAAAGCCCAAGACAUGGAAGAGAGACAGAGGGAAAUGGAGAGUGCAGCAACAUUGCUUAACCUGGAGGUUGAAAACGAAAUUAARAUGGGGUUUAAUUCUCCAAGCUCAUCUUCUCUAGACCCGUUGGAAGAUUCGGAAGCUUUUCCUGAGGGAAGUCUGCAUUUUGAGUGGGAUAAUUCCUUCACUGCUGCUGACAGACAGCUCCUCUCUUUGGAAGACAAGUUCAGUAUUUCCAGAGUCUUGUUACUGGAUGAGCAGUGGAGGGGAGAGGCGCUCCAGGAGAAGCUGCAGCAGCACGAGGACCGGCUGAAGGCGCGGCUGCGGCGCUGCCUGGCCAAGCAGGCCGAGGUGCUGRUCCGGGGCAAGCAGCAGACAGCCGGGAGCCUGCACAGCCUCCAGCGCCGCCUCCAGCUGCUGGACASCCUGGUCAGCAGCUCGGCUUCAGAGUCACCCUACCUGCCCAGCAGCCCCAGCCUGGCAUCUCUGCACAGUUCUUUGAAUGUAACAAAAGCCCAGGCUCCUGUGCCAGGCCUGGCUGAGGUCCCCAGCAGCCCAGGGAGUACUCUGGGAUCACCAGUGCUGCAUUCCAGCUCCCACGGAGUCUCCCGGUGAAGGCCACAGGUGAGAGGUGGCUCCAGGCCGGUUCCAACUCCCUGAGACACAAACGCCUGCAAGGCUGAGGGACCUGUGGCUUCACAGAGCGUGCUGUCCCUUGGCAGUGACAGCAUUCCUGUGGCUGCUGUCUGUUCUGGUUUAGGUUUGUGUGUCAUGCAGAACAGUCUGGGUGAGAGCUGCUGGGAGCUCUCCUGGGACAUGAGUUACUGCUGCAUAAACUGUUGCCAUGCCUGSUCUUCCAGGAACUUUCCUGGUUAAGCUGUUCAGCCCUGAGGCUGAACCUCUGUUACAGCUGGUUCCACACCAGCCUGGUACAAAAGUGUCCUUUUGUAAUGGUUUCAGAUAAAAAUGUUACUUGAAAAGUGGCUUCUCUUUAAAAGAAGAGCCCAAAGCACAUCCACAGCUUGAACAGGGGCCCUCAGGUGCCCUCUGAAGAGUUCUCCUACCUCACUGGGUGAGCCUUGUCUGAAAAGGCCUUUGCCACCACUCCCAAACAGCUGCUGCAGGGCCUGCUCUAUGAAGGUUUUGUACAAGUGAGUAWGAGGUUGAUAGAGGUCGGUUUGUUUUUAAAAAAGCUAUUUUAAAUGUGUAUUUAAAUACAUGUCCAAACCAACCUCCUAUUUAAGUGUUCAGCUAGUGGCCAGUUUCCACUUUAAAGAAACUUUGUUACAAGGCCUGAUCUGUUGCCAAAUGCACCGAGGUUUAAAAUGCAAUUAUUUUGGAUACUUUCUUAAAAUAAACUUUUGUAAUUGAUGCUUU
This is a messenger RNA of Malurus melanocephalus (red-backed fairy wren), 7871 nucleotides long. It is a transcript of the gene CNTRL, whose product is annotated as centriolin. NCBI's taxonomy places the organism in Eukaryota, Metazoa, Chordata, Aves, Passeriformes, Maluridae. Gene Ontology annotation, molecular function: protein binding. The coding region runs from base 147 to 7109 and encodes 2320 amino acids. The transcript has 43 exons. The record is from RefSeq and is a predicted model, not a curated record.